Bursaphelenchus okinawaensis is the source of this 210-nucleotide messenger RNA. The record is from the annotation of a GenBank genome assembly. NCBI's taxonomy places the organism in Eukaryota, Metazoa, Nematoda, Chromadorea, Rhabditida, Aphelenchoididae.
AUGAAGCUGUUUUUAACGUUGCUCAUUGUUCUUCAAAUUGUUGCCCUGAUCAGCGCUAAGCCAAGGCUAGGCUCUUCAAAGAUGCAGAGCUGUAAGAAGGAUUCCGAUUGUGAGGAGAUUGGUGGUUGUGCUGCUAUCGAUGUCAAGACAAUUUGCAAAAAGCCCAACAAAGGUGAUGUCAGUGGGUACUGUUUUUGUGCUGAUGACUAA